Molecule: messenger RNA, 632 nt
Organism: Stegodyphus dumicola
Lineage: Eukaryota; Metazoa; Arthropoda; Arachnida; Araneae; Eresidae
Product: suppressor of lurcher protein 1-like
Cellular component (GO): plasma membrane
Source: RefSeq, a predicted model, not a curated record
AUGUGGUAUACUGAAGAUGUGGUUGAUUUUUCAUUGUUAGAAGUUCCAUUAUCCUGUGGUCAAGAGUUCUCCAGUGACGUCUCAAAGAACGGAACCUUCACCAGCCCUAAUUACCCGGAACCUUAUCCUGCGAAUGUGUUUUGCGUCUACUCUUUUAUGGGACGGGGAAAAGAAAGAGUACAGAUCCUCUUCACGGAUUUCGAUCUUCAUCUACCACAUGAGCCGCCAAGAGACUGUGACAGUUUAGAUGCGGUGAUGGUAUUCAUAACUAUUAACGGCCAGAAGGAGAGAGUCGAUAAUUUUUGUGGCAACAAGCUCCCUGCGCAACUGAUGUCCAACGGACCUUCGAUGUUGGUUGAGUUCCGAUCUCUCCAUUCCUCUCCAGAGGUCAAAGGAUUCAGAGCCAUCUACAAGUUCGUAACAGAUUUCGGUAUAUCAGCUACGAGGCAAGACCCAUCGUCAGUGUGCGGGUUCAUCUUUCAGAGCGACGACAGAAGUAAUGGUACUUUUACAUCUCCCAACUUCCCCGGUUUCUACCCCCGUGACACAGAGUGCCACUAUUUCUUCCACGGAAGGCCCAAAGAAAAGGUCCACAUUACCUUCAACAAGUUUGACGUCGAUGGAAUUCCUCC